Ictalurus punctatus (channel catfish) is the source of this 618-nucleotide messenger RNA. Its product is annotated as fumarylacetoacetate hydrolase domain-containing protein 2-like. Lineage: Eukaryota; Metazoa; Chordata; Actinopteri; Siluriformes; Ictaluridae. Gene Ontology annotation, molecular function: hydro-lyase activity. The transcript is spliced from 5 exons. The record is from RefSeq and is a predicted model, not a curated record. Bases 1 to 618 code for a protein of 205 amino acids.
AUGAGAGAGUUCUUGGAGCUGGGAGAGAAGGGCAUAGAGCUACAUUAUUGUCACAGCUCCAGUGCAAAAACUAAUGAAGCAAACCGCAGACAUGAAACUUAUCUUGGCUACGUUUGGUGUGAGGAGCAAAAUCAUGCCAAAUUAGAAAUUCAUUCCUAUAAAAAAGAGGCGUCUUACGCUCAUGCCUGUUAUUCUCAGGAGGAGGACGCUCGCGGUCACGUUGCCGGCUUCACCGUAGCCAGUGAGAUCAGCGCUCGUGUUUGGCAGAUGAAGAACGGCAAGCAGUGGCUGCUGGGAAAAACAUUCGACACAUUCUGUCCACUAGAGCCUGCUCUUGUUACCACAGAAGCACUGAAGGACGUCCACAAUCUGGGGAUCCGGUGCCUGGUAAACGGUGAUGUAGUUCAGGACAGCAACACCAGUCAGCUGAUCUUUAAGACGGAGAAGCUGGUGGUGUGGGUCUCGCAGUUUGUGACUCUGUACCCAGGCAAAGUGUUUCUAACAGGCACGCCUCCAGGAGUGGGCGUGUUCAGAAAGCCACCCAUCUUUCUAAAGAAAGGACACAUCGUGGAGUGUCAGAUCGAGGAGAUCGGGUUCAUCCGAAACACAGUGGUGUGA